GCGAACGAGUGAGAGAGAGAGCGAGAGAGAGAGAGAGAGAGAGAGAGAGAGAGAGAGAGAGAGAGAGAGAGAGAGAGAGAGAGAGAGAGAGAAUACCUCCUUACUUCCUAAUCAAGACUUAUCCCCUUGCCGUCCUCCCGUCCUUAGCUAAGACCCCUCCUACGUUCUGCGACCCCAUAUUUCGUUGAUCAUGGUGUUGGUUGGCGGUUGAGGUGGGUGAUGAAGGAUGCAUGAGGUAGUUGGUUAUGGUGGAUGGAUGAAGGGGGCAGAGGAGGAAGAUGGUGUGAAGGUGGUUGGCUAUGGUGGAUGCGUGAAGGAGGUGGGAGAGAAAGAGGGUGUGAAGGUGGAUGGCUAUGGUGAAUGGGUGAAGGAGGUGAGAGAGAAAGAGGGUGUGAAGGUGGAUGGCUAUGGUGGAUGGGUGAAGGAGGUGGAGGAGGGAGAAGGUGUGAAGGUGGUUGGCUAUGGCGGAUGUGUGACGGAGGUGGAGGAGGAAGGUGUGAAGGUGGUUAGCUAUGGCGGAUGGGUGAAAGAGGUGGAGGAGGAAGAAGGUGUGAAGGUGGUUGGCUAUGGUGGAUGGGAGAAGGAGGUGGAGGAGGAAGAAGGUGUGAAGGUAGUUGGCUAUGGUGGAUGGGCGAAGGAGGUGGAGGAAGAAGAAGGUGUGAAGGUGGUUGGAUAUGGAGGAUGGGUGAAGGAGGUGGAGGAGUAAGAAGGUGUGAAGGUGGUUGGCUA
This is a messenger RNA of Chara braunii, 729 nucleotides long. Lineage: Eukaryota; Viridiplantae; Streptophyta; Charophyceae; Charales; Characeae. The record is from the annotation of a GenBank genome assembly.